GAGAGGGGAAAGGCAGCGGAGCUCUCUGUCAGGCUAGGAUAAACCCAAUCAGACCUGGAUGCUAGCACACCUCCAGCAUGGCUCACUCCCUUCCGUCAGCUGCCGAGUCGCCUUGCCAGGAGCCGGCCCCCACGCGGGGGCUACUAGCGGGCAGCUGCCGUAGCGGGCGCGGGUGUGGACGCGCGGCGUGCCGAUCCCCCCCGACCAGGAGCCUCUGAGAUGGCCGAGCACGGAGCGUCUGCCUGGAGGGAGCUACGCAUCAGGCUUUCCCGGGCAAGCGGCAGCCUGCAGUCCGCCCCAGCCUCCGCCUCCGCCUCCACCAGCGUCUCCUCCUCCACCUCUUCCACCUCCGCCUGGGCUGCUGCUGCUGCCACCUCAGACUCACUCUCAGCCGCCACUGCUGCUGCUGCUGCUGCUGCCGCCUCUGCCUGAAAGCACAGCACAGCCCAGCCAGCCUUCCUCAUCUGCGAGUGAGUGUGUGUGUGUGUGAGUGUGUGUGUGUGUGUGUGUGUGUGUCUUCAAGAGUGUGUGUGCGUGUGUAUGCACACACUCGCUCGCAAAAAGAAAGCCUCUUCCUCCCAUAGGAGAGGCUUGCUCUCUCUUGCGCUCGCUUCUCCGUUCGCCCCCGACACCACCACCACCUCCUCCAUCUCCACCUCCUCCUCCUCCUCCUUCUCUUUCUCCUCCUCGCGGCUCUCAGCACAAGGUUCCCUUGUAUAGAGCUGACGAUGUUCCGCAAGAAGAAAAAGAAGAGACCGGAAAUAUCAGCGCCAAAGAACUUUGAGCACCGGGUGCACACGUCGUUCGAUGCCAAGCGCGGCUGCUUCGUGGGCCUGCCAACCCAAUGGCAGAGCAUCAUAGAGAACCUGCGCAGGCCUCGGCCCAUGGUGGACCCGUCCAGGAUCACGCCGGUGGAGCUCAAACCAAAGAAGACUAUAGUGCGUGGGAGUUUCGUUGGCCACGGGGACUACAUCUCCGCCAUGCUGUCGGACAUGAGUCGCCUGUCGGUCAGCAGCUCCAACUCCCUGCGCAAGAGCAGCCCGUCGGCGCGCAAGCGGGCGCAGUCUCUGGGCCGGCUGGGCGAGGAGCGCGAGGGCGAGCCGUACCAGUACGAGGACCUGGCGCUCGCCGAGGCGCACGCCGCCGACAACGGUCAGGGGCGCUGGCGGGAGCGGGAGCGCGAGCGGGCGCGGAUCGUGCACAGCGAGAGCGGCACGCCGCACAUGGGCAUGAAGAAGAGCGUGACGCUGCAGCCCAAUGGCAUGCUGCCCCGCGCCAAGUCCACGCACGAGGUCAGCAUCACGUCGUUGGAGGCCAUCGGGCCCCCGCCAUUCCCGCCUCCGCUGCCCCCUCCGCCCAUCCCUGUGCCCUACCCUCCGCCCAUGUACCUCUGUGGCGGCGGGGGCGCUGGCGAGAUGGGCAGCCCCACCGAACGCCUGAUGGCACGGAGGGACGUGGCACCGCCACCAUCGCGGCCGCUGCCUCCCCCGGGUCAGAGGCCCAUGUCGUGCUUCUACACCCCCGCCGGACACAUCCAGCCACCGCCGCCACCACUGCCGCCACCCAUGGGGGAGCAUGGCCAUCCCCCCGAACGCUUCCUCAUCCACUCACAGAACAGCCCUGGGAGGCCGUACUCGUCCUACGACCUGAAGGCCGACGCGGUCUUUAGGCACCAGCCUGGUCUGUUUGCCAGCUGCACCAACAGCCCCAUGAUGAGCGCCGGUGCGCGUCCACCCCACCGGGCGGUGCGCUCCUCGUCCAGCUACACCAUCGGCCUGUCCCCCAACAUCAGCCUGCGGCCCGGCGGGCCCGAGCCCUACCUGCGCCACUCGGCCAGCACCAACCCAGGCUUCUACCCGCGGCAGGACAGCCCGUCCCAGCCGCGGCCCUCGCCCACGGGCUCGCUGGCCACCAGCCCGCCGGGCACCUGCUCGCCCGCCUUCCGGCCGCCCCAGCACCCCUCGCCGCGCCCGCCGCCCGACCCGCCCAAGGUGACCCACGAGCAGUUCAAGGCGGCGCUGCAGAUGGUGGUGGACAAGGGCGACCCGCGCUCCUACCUGGACAACUUUGUGAAGAUCGGCGAGGGCUCCACGGGGGUGGUGUGCAUCGCGUGCGAGAAGCACAGCGGCCGACAGGUGGCCGUCAAGAUGAUGGACCUGCGCAGGCAGCAGCGCAGAGAGCUGCUGUUUAAUGAGGUGGUGAUCAUGAGGGACUACCAGCACAAGAACGUGGUGGAGAUGUUCAAGAGCGCUCUGGUCGAGGAGGAGCUUUGGGUCAUCAUGGAGUACCUGCAAGGUGGAGCUCUGACCAACAUCGUCUCGGAGACCAGGCUGAGUGAGGAGCAGAUAGCCACAGUGUGUGAGGCGGUGCUGCAGGCCCUGGCCUAUCUGCACUCCCAGGGCGUCAUCCACAGAGACAUCAAGAGUGACUCCAUCCUCCUCACACUGGACGGCAGGGUUAAGCUGUCAGACUUUGGGUUCUGUGCCCAGAUCAGUAAAGACAUCCCUAAGAGGAAGUCUCUAGUGGGCACACCCUACUGGAUGGCACCUGAGGUGAUCUCGAAAUCACCCUAUGGCACUGAGGUGGAUGUUUGGUCUCUGGGCAUCAUGGUGGUGGAGAUGGUGGACGGCGAGCCUCCAUACUUCAGCGAGACACCGGUGGCAGCCAUGAAGAGGCUACGAGAUGAGCUAGCUCCCACUGUACGCAACAUCAACCAGAUCUCACCAGUUCUGAGGGACUUCCUGGACCGCAUGCUGACGCGGGACCCACUGGACCGGGCCACGGCCACGGACCUGCUGGAGCACCCGUUCCUGCUGAAGAGCAGCUCGCCGCAGUGCCUGGUCCCCCUGGUGGAGCAGUACCGCAAGCGCAUGUCCCGAUGCUGAGGCUGGCACACCCUCCUACACUACCCUCACAAUGUGCUGCUGGAGUCCUGUCAGACCCCCCUGCCUGCCUACCACACACACAAACACACGCACACACACACACACACACACACACACACACAGACACACAGACACACACACACACACACACACACACACACACACACACACACACUACUCACCAGCCAGGCAUCCUCUGACAUGCCAAGUCAUCACGUCCGGCUCCACUGGCGAGUUUGUGCCCACGUGGGAAUUCUGGGAUGGCAUUUUGCAGGGGGAGAGAAAAUGGUUCCCUGCAUGGUUCCGUGAAUGGGUCCCUCCUGGUUGGUUGAAGUAUGGAGUAACCACAGCAGGGUUAUCCAAUGCAAUGACACGAGAGGAGGAAAGCACUUUAUGCGUCUGUGGGCUACGCUUCAGAGACAGUCAUUUUCCCUUGUAAUUGUGACAAGCGCAAGACCGAGGAGAACUCGAUUCCCUGACUGGUUCCUCACUAAAUGAACCUCUGCGGUGGUGGAAGGUUCCCCCCUGGGAAUUCCUGAACUACUGAGCGGUCCUAACUUGUUUUUUUUUUUUGUUUUAAAAAAGGGUUCUCCCUUUUCAAAUGCUCUACUGAGCACCAUUGUUCUUCAGUUGAUCAUGCUUUUUAGGCUGUUGUUUUGAUUAUUUUUUAUGUCCAACUGCAAACUUUUUCAACUGACUCUGGCUCUGCUCUGCCAUGGGUCAUGAAGAGCAGUGCUUUCCUUGUGUUCCUCUGAACACUGUGCGGUCGAUUUGGACUUCCUCUGCAUAUGAUAUGCAUGAUUAAAUCAGGGGCACAUUUAGCUUGAAUCUGAAUGCGCAAAAAGCUUCCCAUGUUUUAAGAAAAAAGAUAUUAUGCUUCGUUGCCACCGACCAUAAUGGUGUUGUUCACUUUACAGCUGUGGUGGCAGACUUUUUCAAAUGAGAUUACUAAGUUGAUAUUAUUGUUAGAACUAUUCCCUAAAAGUGGUCCCUAUACUUUUCCAAAAAAAGAUGUUUGUAUGAUGUGAUAUUUUAAAUAUGGCACUUUGACCUCUCAGUGGUUUAAUUUUGAAAUUGUGACUCAAAAUCCUAGCUGAAGGUCAAGUGAUGUAUAUUUCAAAAUCAAUAUAAACCUGUAUGUGUCUGCAAGAUGGCUGUAGUCGAAUUAUGAGAUAACAAAAACCCAAUUUAUUAUCACUAUCACUAUUAUGUUAUUUUGAUUCACUUUAAUUGGAAAGUGUGAGUGUUUACGUUGGGGAUGCAUUUUGUUUAUGUUGUUAGGUGAGCAUCCUAUCAGUGGUACUGUGAUAGCUUUUUUUCCCAGGAUGUAUGUAUUGCUACUGAAACAACAACAAAAAAAUCAUUGUGAGACUGUUUUCUGCAUUUGUUUUGCAUCUAGACAAAGCACACAGGCUUGGUACAGUACAUGACUCUAAAGGACCUCACCAGCUGAGAUCACAGUGUUCAUCACCUUGGUAUUCUUUCCAGAAUACAUUUCAUGGUUGUAUUUGUAUGUAGGUCAUUCAUGAAGAGAAAAGCAUUAUUUUAAUUUUGUAAAAAUGAAUAAAUUAUGCAUAUUGAAU
Sardina pilchardus (European sardine) is the source of this 4468-nucleotide messenger RNA. RefSeq names its product serine/threonine-protein kinase PAK 6. Gene Ontology annotation, molecular function: ATP binding; protein serine/threonine kinase activity. Gene Ontology annotation, biological process: protein phosphorylation. The transcript is spliced from 9 exons. NCBI's taxonomy places the organism in Eukaryota, Metazoa, Chordata, Actinopteri, Clupeiformes, Clupeidae. Bases 729 to 2885 code for a protein of 718 amino acids. The record is from RefSeq and is a predicted model, not a curated record.